AUGACAAAGGGAUUCGCAGCUUUCACUCCGCAGGUCGAGGAGACCUUUGAUCAGGUCAAGGAGACCGACACCCUUGACUACAUUUUCUACGAAGCCAACGCACACGACAAGAAGAUCUACGUCGCUGGAUCCGGCAAGUACACAGAGUACACCGAUUUCAUUGCUCAAUUCAGAGACGACACUCCCCGGUAUGCGGUCGUCAAGUUCAAGUACCCAGCUCCGAUCGGGAGUGAAGAGCGACACAAGAUUGUCCUCAUCACUUGGGUGCCGGAGGAAGCAGGUAAUCAUGACAAGUCCUACUACACCUCCAACAAAGAUCAUCUCUACUACUCCCUUGACGGCAUCAGUCUCCACGUGCAGGCACAUAACCAGGAUGAACUCGCUCAUGCUACCAUCCUGAAGCAGUUCAAAGCACUGUGA
Molecule: messenger RNA, 420 nt
Organism: Penicillium brevicompactum
Lineage: Eukaryota; Fungi; Ascomycota; Eurotiomycetes; Eurotiales; Aspergillaceae
Product: Actin-binding cofilin/tropomyosin type
Exons: 3
Coding region: 1-420 (139 amino acids)
Biological process (GO): actin filament depolymerization; cell motility; actin filament severing
Cellular component (GO): actin cytoskeleton; actin cortical patch; cytoplasm
Molecular function (GO): actin filament binding
Source: RefSeq, a predicted model, not a curated record